AUGAAUAAAGUAGUAAUGGGCAAAAGACCCAGAUUGCAAACGUUAACUUAUCGGUUAAAUUCCGGACAGUCUCGAUGGCAACAUACAGAUAGUAUGGCAUUUAGAGAUCGAAUUGAACUUCAUAAUCGGAAAUAUAUCAUGAAACGACAUAAUUUUUUCUCUAAACAGGACUCUAUAUCGAAUGGACAUGGUAUACCACAUGAAAAUUUAUUAACUUAUGAUCCAAUAUUGACUCAAUGUAUCGCCAGAUGGCUUUGGUUAAAUUAUAAGAUUACAGAUUACCCAUAUUAUGAUCUAAAUAUAUUUAAUAUUUUUACAAAUUUGCCACAAUCUAUAUAUUUUAUGAAACAAAUUAUGCAGUAUUUUCAUGAAAUUUUGCCGUUUGAAUCCUUUGAUAAAAUAAAUUAUUAUUUAUUCCCAUUAUACAAAUGUAAUCAUAUUAAUAAGAAAUCCUUACUUGAUAAUAUUCCUGGAAAUGUACAUAUUAUGGAAGACACAACAUUAUUUCCUAUAAAUAAUAAUACCAAUUAUAUUGAACAAUCGAAUAAUAUGUAUAUCAAUGAUCCUGUACAAAUAUUAAUGUUUAAUGAUAUCUUGGGGAAACUAUCCCAUGAUAUGAUAAGAUAUAAUCCAAAAAAACAAUCAUUAGAACAAUGCUACAUUGAGAAAAAUGGCAACAUUGAAACAAAAAGAUAUGAAUCACAGUUAGAUUAUUGGUGUGAACUAACAUUAAAACAAUUAUACAACAAUGGAUACGAUAAUAUACGUAAAAACCAAAUGAAUGGAGUCUAUAUUCCAACACAAUUUAUUCAACUCUUAGAACAGCUAAAGUUUAAUGCACCAGAUCAUCGCCUAUUCAUAAUUGAUUCACCCAAGGUUGUUGCCAACCCUAUUAUACAACGGUUGAAAAAUAUAUUUAAAAGAGGUCAAAAUUUCAAAUCUAAUGAUACCAUGGAGUGGGCCAACAAAGCGAAUACUAAUGACCCAAAUAUCUCACUAGAUAGAAUGCAAUCAUAUAUAAGUUUCAAUCCGGAUUUCCAACAACUAGAGACAAUCUUAAACCGUGUCGAAGGAAACGAUACAAGACAUGGAUUCUUGCAACCGUGUGAGAUAGAAACGCUGGGUAAUUUCUGCGACAAAUGGGUGGACGGUAAAAUUAAAAAACCAUCACUAUCAUCUAAUCAUGAAGAAGAACAUAGUAUCCCAAGGGAAGUCCUUGACAAACUAAGUCUUCAAUUGAGCAUUGCCAACAAGAGUUCCCUGAAUAUCCUACAUUCAUAA
Messenger RNA from Maudiozyma saulgeensis, 1281 nucleotides. NCBI's taxonomy places the organism in Eukaryota, Fungi, Ascomycota, Saccharomycetes, Saccharomycetales, Saccharomycetaceae. The record is from the annotation of a GenBank genome assembly.